Messenger RNA from Trichoplax adhaerens, 1638 nucleotides. RefSeq lists its product as uncharacterized. Gene Ontology annotation, biological process: signal transduction. The record is from RefSeq and is a predicted model, not a curated record. Lineage: Eukaryota; Metazoa; Placozoa; Uniplacotomia; Trichoplacea; Trichoplacidae. Gene Ontology annotation, molecular function: protein binding. The transcript has 4 exons. Bases 1 to 1638 code for a protein of 545 amino acids.
AUGGCUAAUCAUCGAAAGAAAAGAGAAUGGCCAGAAGAUUUCCAGGAUAGUCAAAUCAGGAUUGAAGGAAAAAUUAAAAAGUUUAUAACCACUUUUAUUCAAGAGUUUAACAACAACUUGAAUGAUUUAUCUCAAGUACUGGAUAGAGAAACUAAGUACAAGCCAGAAAUAAUUAGAAACAACGCUGCACAAAUUUUCAUUGACUUCCUAACCUUUAUACGUUCGUUGCCUAUUAAAACUCCGCUGGUUGAUUUAGGAAAACUAACUUCAAAUAUAGAAAAUUUGAUUUUAAUAAUAAAGAAAAGGUAUGAUCGCAAGACAAUUAAGAAAAUUAUUAAUGGUAUAUCUCCCAACAAUGACCGCUCCGCAUUAGGCAUAUCUAUGAUAGCUUGCGAUCUCGUCAGGAUCUACGAGCAACAACUAUCCUUUAUUUCUAACUCAAGCGAUUUUUACUACAUUAAGAAAUUUGCUAAGGAUAUGAUCGCUGCUAUCAUCGUGUAUAUUUUGGAUCAACCAGAUAAUCUACCGCAAGAAGCAGACAAAAUGGCAAAAUUUAUUAGCCCAUGCAUUAUGAAUCCAAAAAUUGUCAAGAAAAAUUGCUACAAUAUUUAUUGCUGCGUCGUAAAUAUUUAUCCUGAUGCGGCAGUCGAAAGUUCUGGAAUUACAAUAGAAGAGGAUAAUUCGUACAAGUAUUACGACUUACCUCGUCAAGGGAAAAAUGCUCAGUAUGGCUUCCGACAAUUAUCCAUCUUCAGACAGCAAGAUAUCGAAAAACAAGAUGCUAUUCGGUGCCUCAACGAUAUUACAAAGCAAAUAAAGAGCAGUUCUCAACCACUGUACCAGUAUCAAAGCAAAUUAAGCAGGAAUCUAGACAUGCAAUUCUUUAUCCAAUAUGCUGAACAAGUUUUAGAUGUAGUCAAACAGGAUGAAUAUAAAAUCUCUGUUACGAUCGAUGACGAUCAAAUUAAUGCAAUCACAGCAUUGAUAACAGAGAAUGUUUUCAAUUUGAUCAGUGAUCUACUGAAUAAGUUGAAGAUUUCUUUGAAAGAAGUGUUUACGAACGAGAUGGUAGAGAAAAUUACCAAAUGUCUAGAUCUGAUUACUAAUGAAGAAUUCGUGUUAACUUACUCAAACAAGCAGAUUUUAGAGCAUAUGAAUCAAAAUCAAGAAACAAUAAUAAAAAUGCUAAAUGAAAUUUUUGAAAAUCAAAAUAGAAUGCAACAAGAGCUAGAUAAUUUAAAUCAAAAGCGAGGAAAUGGCAUAGCUACACUUAUACCUAGUCAACCCAAGGAGAAUAUAUCACAAGAUGGCGACUGUCUGGAUGGCGUAGUCAUGGACAGAACUCUUGAAGAAGGUGAAGGUGCCCAACGAAUCUUAGAUUUAAUUUCCAAAACUCAAAUCUUGAAUGACAUCAAAGCUGUCAAUUUAAAAGUGUUUUACGAAUGUCUCGGCCUAAAGCAUUUUAAAGUCAAAACAAUCUUGAGCAGUAAUCUAACAAUAGGAGAUAGACUAAAAAAUAUAAUUAAAAUUUGGUGCAACGAAAAACAAACCGAAGCAACAAAAAGAGUUCUCGUUGAAGCUUUGUCUAAAGUUGGAUUAGAUAAAGCAGCUGAAUUGGUAUCCAAGUCUCAGAAGUAA